Salarias fasciatus (jewelled blenny) is the source of this 5578-nucleotide messenger RNA. RefSeq names its product neuropilin 1a (gene nrp1a). Gene Ontology annotation, cellular component: plasma membrane; focal adhesion; axon. Gene Ontology annotation, biological process: positive regulation of endothelial cell migration; vascular endothelial growth factor receptor signaling pathway; vascular endothelial growth factor signaling pathway. The record is from RefSeq and is a predicted model, not a curated record. The coding region runs from base 930 to 3740 and encodes 936 amino acids. Gene Ontology annotation, molecular function: vascular endothelial growth factor binding; vascular endothelial growth factor receptor activity; semaphorin receptor activity. Lineage: Eukaryota; Metazoa; Chordata; Actinopteri; Blenniiformes; Blenniidae. The transcript is spliced from 18 exons.
UGUGGAAGCUGGCGGGGACUCAAACCCUCCGCAUUCUCAGCAGUGGAGGAGCCGAGGACGGUGGCGCGCGGAGACCGGAGGAAACUUGGACUGGAUCAAGAAGGACUUUUUAUUCCUAAUUCUUUAAAAAAAAAAAAAAAAAAAAAAAAUCGUCUGGGGGACCGUGUAGCUGUCUGACUACACGGGUCGGGCUUGAGAGCUGAAUGUGGAGCACACACACGGAGGGAGAGCGUGAGAGAGACCCGGAGAGAGCCGCGGAGAGGAGACGAGUCCGCACGCCGGAGAGCAGAGCGCGUCUCCGGGCAGCGGCUGUGCGUCUUUACGCGGACUGACGUGGAUCGAUCCGCGCUGCUGUAUUUUCUGGCUCCGGUGGGAUUUCAAACUGUGCCCAAGUUGACUUACGUUUUUCUGAAGCUCUGAGGGAAAUUUUAGAGUGAUUUCUUAAAGACCGGAGUGGGAGGAAGCCCCAUCGGAUCGCGCACACUCCGCUCCACGCAUGCUGGAGGUGGAGAGAGGAGGGCUGGAUGCCUGCGGGUCCGCGAGUCCUCAGCACAGCCGUGGAUUACAUCCUGCCCGGGCAUCGUCUGACGGAGUAACGGACGGAAAGUAAAGCUUGGGCUGGAAGUGGUGUUUUUUUGUUCUUCUUCUUCUUCGCAAAUUUGGCGUCUUCUUGUUGCGUUUUGGAGAGGAUAUGGCACGGAGGGCGCCGGGGAGAGGAGAGCAACCGGCGCAGGCGAGAGGAAACAGGAGCUGAAUGACAGGAUGCCAGCGACCUGAGCCCCGCUCCAGAUCACUCCCAACGCCGCCCCGAACAGAAGAGACACCUCUGCUCAAGGAGAGAAAGAGAAAAAGAAUACACAUCUCGUCUUUCGGAGGAGUCUACUGCUGGAGUUUUUGGUUUGUUUGUUUUUUGUUUUUGUUUUUUUUGAAUGCGUAAUUUUAUUUUUUCUGGCGAUAAAACAAGGAUGCAUUGUGGAUUAGUCUUUAUCCUGUUCACGGGAAUCCUCUUGGUGGUCAAGGCUUUCAAAAACGAUAAAUGUGGAGGCAACAUCCGAAUCUCAACCGCCAACUACCUCACGUCGCCCGGGUACCCCAUGUCCUACACGUCCUCCCAGAGGUGCGUGUGGGUCAUCUCGGCUCCGGGUCCUCACCAGCGGAUCCUCAUCAACUUCAACCCGCACUUCGACCUGGAGGACCGCGAGUGCAAGUACGACUAUGUGGAGGUCCGGGACGGCGUGGACGAGAGCGGGCAGCUGGUGGGGAAGUACUGCGGGAAGAUCGCCCCGUCGCCGGUGGUCUCGUCUGGAAACCAGCUCUUCAUCAAGUUCGUGUCUGACUACGAGACCCACGGAGCCGGGUUCUCCAUCCGAUACGAGAUCUUCAAGACAGGCCCCGAAUGCUCCAGGAACUUCACCUCCAACAGCGGCGUCAUCAAGUCGCCCGGGUUCCCCGAGAAGUACCCCAACAACCUGGACUGCACCUUCAUGAUAUUCGCCCCCAAGAUGUCGGAGAUCAUCCUGGAGUUCGAGAGCUUCGAGCUGGAGCCGGACACGACGCCCCCCACGGGGGUGUUCUGCCGCUACGACCGGCUGGAGAUUUGGGAUGGAUUUCCUGGAGUCGGCCCGUACAUUGGGAGGUACUGUGGACAGAACACCCCCGGCAGGAUCAUCUCCUACACCGGCAUCCUGGCUCUGACAAUCAACACGGACAGCGCCAUCGCCAAGGAGGGCUUCUCCGCCAACUUCACCGUCAUCGAGAGGACCGUCCCGGAAGACUUUGACUGCAGCGACCCUCUGGGAAUGGAAUCGGGAGAGAUAACAUCAGACCAGAUCAUGGCUUCAUCCCAGUACAACCCCAGCUGGUCCCCGGAGCGCUCCAGACUCAACUACUACGAAAACGCCUGGACGCCGGCAGAGGACUCCAACAAGGAGUGGAUACAGGUGGAUCUCGGCUUUUUGCGGUUCGUCUCAGCCAUCGGCACGCAGGGGGCCAUUUCCCAAGAGACCAGGAAGAUCUACUUUGUCAAGUCCUACAAAGUGGAUGUCAGCUCCAACGGGGAGGACUGGAUCACUCUGAAAGAAGGCUCCAAACAGAAGGUUUUCCAAGGCAACACCAACCCGACGGACGUCACCAAGACCCUGCUGCCCAAACCCACCCUGACGCGCUUCGUCCGCAUCCGUCCCGUCACCUGGGAAACAGGCAUCGCGCUGCGAUUUGAAGUGUACGGCUGUAAGAUAUCAGAGUACCCGUGCUCGGGCAUGCUGGGAAUGGUGUCGGGCCUGAUCACCGACAACCAGAUCACGGCGUCGUCCCACACGGAUCGCAGCUGGGUGCCGGAGAACGCUCGGCUGCUGACCAGCAGGACGGGAUGGACGCUGCUGCCGCAGCCGCAGCCGUUCGCCAACGAGUGGCUGCAGGUGGACCUGGGCGAGGAGAAGCUGGUGAGGGGCCUGAUCAUCCAGGGAGGGAAGCACCGGGAGAACAAGGUCUUCAUGAAGAAGUUCCGGCUCGGCUUCAGCAGCAACGGCUCGGACUGGAGGAUGGUGCUGGACGCCAGUGGCAACAAGGCAAAGAUCUUUGAAGGCAACAGCAACUACGACACUCCUGAACUGAGGACUGUGGAGCCGCUGCUGACCCGGUUCUUCAGGAUUUACCCGGAGAGAGCUACGCCUGCUGGGAUGGGCCUGCGACUGGAGCUCCUGGGCUGUGAGAUCCAAGCCCCCACAGCCCCGCCCACCACGGCGGCCCCCAGCACCGGCCCGGCGGACGAGUGCGACGACGACCAGGCCAGCUGCCACAGCGGCACAGGUGAUGACUACGACGUGACAGGUGGAACUGUGAUGCCAGAAACCACCACUCCUGAAGUAGACACCAUCCCAGCCUUCCUGUGGUUCUCCUGUGACUUCGGCUGGGCCAACGACCCGUCCUUCUGCAGCUGGACGUCAGAGGACACCGGCUCCCGGUGGCAGAUCCAGUCCAGUGGCACGCCGACGCUCAACACCGGGCCCAACAUGGACCACACAGGCGGAUCGGGGAACUUCAUCUACACCUUGGCGACCGGCCCUCAGGAGACGGAGGUGGCUCGGCUGGUCAGUCCCAUGGUCAGCUCCCCGGACGCCGACCUGUGCGUGUCCUUCUGGUACCACAUGUUCGGCUCGCACAUCGGCACGCUGCACAUCAAACAGCGCAAGCAGACGGCGGACGGCCCGGCCGACAUCCUGCUGUGGACGGUGAGCGGCCACCAAGGCAACCGCUGGAGGGAAGGUCGCGUCCUCGUGCCGCGCAACAACCGGCCGUAUCAGGUGGUGAUCGAAGGCCUGGUGGAGAGAAAGAGCUGGGGAGACAUCGCUGUGGAUGACAUUAAGGUUCUCAAUGGACUCAGCAUGUCGGACUGUAAAGAUCCUGACGUGCCCACUGAGCCGAUGCUGCCGGAAGACGGCUUCAACGACAUCAUCGAGGAAAUCACCGAGUACCCGGACUUCGUGGAGACCAAUCAGAUCAGCGGGGCGGGCAACAUGCUGAAGACCCUGGACCCCAUCCUCAUCACCAUCAUCGCCAUGUCGGCCCUGGGCGUCUUCCUGGGCGCCAUCUGCGGCGUGGUCCUGUACUGCGCCUGCUCGCACGGCGGCAUGUCGGACAGGAACUUAUCCGCUCUGGAGAACUAUAACUUUGAGCUGGUGGACGGCGUCAAGCUAAAGAAAGACAAACUCAACGUGCAGAGCUCGUACUCGGAGGCGUGAGGACGCUGGGCGGGACUGCAGGACGGGCGGAGCUCGCAGGGACGGUCGGCACCUCUGGUGGUGCCAGGAGGCGGGCUCUGGCUCGCCAUCAGAAAAACAAACAAACCAACACCCCUCGACUCCAGUGGACGAGGGACAGGUUCAGGAACCAAUGGGAGGUUUGGACUGAUCCACGCUUUUUCUCAGGAGCUGCAGUAAAAAGAACCUACCAGUAGGGGACACUGUGUACAAAUAAACUACAGAAGAAGAAAAAAAUAUGUACAGAUGAUUUAGAUGAAAUUUUAAUUUUCUAUUUUGAUUUUCAUUCAUUUUUACAAUCGGAUGCUGGUGUUGAGACCAAUUUAUUAAUAAUGUUUAAAGUAUUUAUCGUUUCCUGGGAAAGAGUUUUUGGGUUUUUUUCUUUUUAAAUGAUCAGAAAUAUCAGUUCAUGAAGGCUGUUGUUUCUUUUCAAGUUUUGAAAGAGACGUAUCAGAAGUCCUCAAUGAACCAUAUCCGGCAAAAACUGUAGAUCUGCCCUGCGGCACGGCGUACAGAGUGUUCCCAUGAGACAUCUCCCACCCCACCCCACCCCCUCCACCCCCUCCACCCGCCCCUCACGAGGUCCCAUUCAUGGCAAUGUAUGGUUCUGACAGUGCCUUUAGUGCUUCUUUCUUUGGGUUGGCCUCCUCUCUGUUUUUUUUUAACUGUACUGGGCUCGUAAGUUAUGACGACAGGGAACAGGGCCGCUUCACCGCCGACGCUUUGCUUUCUGUUGUGUUCUGUCCCGAAAAAAGGAAAAACCACACACUGUAAAUAAGUUUUAAUAUAUUUUAUUGCCCUUUUUAAAGAAAGUAAAAAGGAAAAACAGCUGCAGUAUCCAUUUUUUCAUGGGUUUAUGUGUGUGUGAGUGGGUGUGUGUGUGUGUGUGUGUGUGUGUGUGUGUGUGUGUGUGUGUUCAGCUGAAGGUUUGUGCAUUCAAGCCGCCUGUCAUCACAGCUUCUUAGAAAACUGACGACUGAAUCAAACGGUAGCGCACAAAAGCAAAAGAUGAGUGUUAAGUCUCCGUUAGCUGAUCUGUGGUCGCGUCUCGUUUUGGGUUUGAUCGCUGAUAUCAGAGCUUCGAACAUGUCCAUCACAUCAAUUUCUACCAGCAUACCAAAAAGAAACCUAGCUGGCCCGCCGUUUAGCCCCUCCCCUCCCAGCGUCACUGUGGAUUGUUCACUCAAGAAGCGCUGAGCGGACAGCGCCGCUUGGAUGCACUUUGUUUCUGAUUUCUGCGGCGGCGGCCUCCAGGAGGGAGGCCACGCCUCCAAACUGAAGAAUGGUGCUAUUUGUAACGCUAGCCGGGCGCUCGCCGCGUGGCGGCGGCGUGUUUUUCUCAUGCUGUAGUGUAGCUUGGAGGCCCUCGACGGCCCGCAGAGACUCGCUCUCUCUCCUGGCGUUUCUGCGUGUUUCACGGUGUAGCAGCCAUAUUGCUGUGAUGUCAGAGCUGAUGUCAUGUGGGGGGGGGCGGAGUCAACGGGAUGGGGUCAUCCGGCCCAUCUCUCUGUGGCUUUACCAAAGGAGGGCUGCCCCUCCGGGCGGGCGGGGGUUAAGAACUGACCCCGUCAAAGGACAACGGCGUCCAGACGUGGAGGCGGCCAUUCUGUUUUCUAUCUGUUUUUAAAAAAAAAAGGAAAAAAAAGCUCAAACAUCACGAUGUGAACUCUUCGAUUGUCUCUUGGUCGCUGACGGACGAUGGGGACAGUCCAAAGGGGGACAGAGUGGACUAUCAGGACAGCGCCGGGACGCCCCCUGGUGGGACUUGAACAAUCAAAAAAAAAAAAAAAAAAAAAAACCUGGAGAGGUGUGAGGGUUUU